Olea europaea var. sylvestris is the source of this 762-nucleotide messenger RNA. RefSeq lists its product as uncharacterized. Bases 51 to 617 code for a protein of 188 amino acids. The record is from RefSeq and is a predicted model, not a curated record. Lineage: Eukaryota; Viridiplantae; Streptophyta; Magnoliopsida; Lamiales; Oleaceae. The transcript has 2 exons.
UUCUGGUUUUUCUUUUCUUAUUUUUUUGUGGGUUCAUACUUGUCUCUACAAUGGCGUCUUCCUCGAUACGUUUUGCUAUUGUUUUGCUUCUGCAUGUCAUCCUCUUGGUGCAAUUACUUCCAGUACAUUCGGAUGACGAAGAUGAUCAUCUAAUUCAAGGAAUCAAUAGCUUCAGACAAUCUGCAAAUGUUCCACCUCUCGCAAAGCACGAUAAUGCUGAUUGUCUAGCCGAAGAAAUUGCUGAUGAACUGGAGCAUCGGCCAUGUGCGUCCAACACUGCGUCCAAUACGCAGCUAGCCAACUAUCAGAGUCUUAUAAGGAAAUGUAAGAUAGACAUCAAUACCACAACUGACGGGGUAAUACUGCCGGUGUGUGUUCCCGAUCGGGUUGCGCCUCUUGUGCUCACUAAUUACACGGAGUCUCAGAAUUCAGGAUAUCUGAACAAUUCCAGGUAUACUGGAGUAGGAAUGGCACAUGAAGAUGAUUGGACUGUUUUAGUUUUAGCCACGAACACGCCAGGAGGUAGCUUUGCAAAUAAAGCUUGUCUGCUAAAUAUCAUCACUUCAAGUCACUUGGUAUCGCUGUUUCUGGGCGUGUUUUUGGCAUUCGUUGGUUAAAAGCCUUGAUGAUGUUCUUGUAUAUGUAAUGUGUGUUUCCUAAUGUACUUUGCUGUAACGUAGUUUGUUUUUCAUGGUCAUGAACGGCAAAACUGAAUGGGCAGUGUAUUAGCUAUUAAUGAAGUGUUUCUCUUUGUUGGAUUUA